Messenger RNA from Scomber japonicus (chub mackerel), 5062 nucleotides. RefSeq lists its product as uncharacterized. The record is from RefSeq and is a predicted model, not a curated record. The transcript has 37 exons. Gene Ontology annotation, biological process: protein phosphorylation. Gene Ontology annotation, molecular function: protein kinase activity; double-stranded RNA binding; ATP binding. NCBI's taxonomy places the organism in Eukaryota, Metazoa, Chordata, Actinopteri, Scombriformes, Scombridae.
UGAACCGUGACGUUUACUGAGAAAACGAAACUUACGAAGACAUGGAGGCAGACUUUAGAUGAAAACGGAAAAGAUGCACUACAUAGAUAGACAUUCACACUAUAUUGAGAUUAGCACUUUGUUUUCUCAUUUAUAUGUGAGGUUACUGUGUAGUUUAUGAUGGAAACGGAAAACUACGUAGCUAAACUAAACGAGUAUGCACAGAAGACGCGCUCGGUUUUUAUGUUCGAGGACGUCGGAUCUGUUGGCCCUGAUCACAUUAAAACAUUUAACGUAAGAGCAAUCGUGAAUGGUAAGGCGUAUCCUGAUGGUGUGGGGAAGAACAAGAAAGAAGCCAAACAAGAUGCAGCAAAAAAUGCCCUUACCGGCUUGUCGGAGGAAGUGGUUGACCCUACAGAAACCUCAGCAGUUGUGUCUGCAGCACCAGAUCUCCAGACAAGUAUCACUAAUAUCAACUAUAUAUGUUGGCUCAAUGAAUAUGGCCAGAAGAACAGGUUGCUGAUAAACCCGGUGGAGUCAACAAAAUUAGGACCUAAUGAUGCUAUGCAAUAUUGUAGGUUUGUGGUCGGCGAUAAGGAGUAUCCAGUUGCCUGUGGGAAAACAAAGAGGGAAGCUAAGGAGGAGGCAGCCAAGCUUGUAUAUCAUGAGAUAUGUGGUAGUAAAACUACUGAGACUGGAGAUGAGAAAAGCAGCAGCACACCAAUCAAGCAAAAGGAGGAUCUGAAUCAAAAUGUGUCUGAGAUCUGUGAUAAGACCAAGAACCUGAGCGUGAAGACUGAGAUCAGAAACUUUGUAGAGACAAAUUUCAUUGGAAUUAUCAACCAGUACUGUCAGAAAACAUCCCGCUCCCCUAAAUUCAUUGAAGAGAGCGCAUGCGGCCCACCUCAUAACCGUCAAUUUUUCUACAAACUGGUGAUUGACAACAAGGAGUACCCUGUAGGUGAGGGGAAGACUAUCAAGGAAGCCAAACAAAAGGCAGCUGAGCAGGCCUGGUCUGCUCUUCAAGAACAGUCGGACUGGGACAGUAAGGUAUCUUUAUUGUCUGUAGCUGUGUCUGAAGAUGGUGCUCUAGCCAAGCUGUCAACACCACCAAGCGCACUGAAGUCCAGUGAUGCCAAAUCAAAAAGCUUGCCAACAACUAAAGGUGAUUCCGUUGUAUGUGCAAUUUCAUCAAAUCCUCCAAAAGUUCAGGAUCAAAGUCCUGAUGUGAAGCCCAAAAUAAGGAUUGCAGCAAAUUUCCAAAAUGUCCAUAGAAACAGCAAAGAGCACAGAACGGCUAAUCUCAGUGAAAACAAUAUAAGAACUAGUCUGAGUGAGAAAACAUCAACCACGUCAGUCAGUUCAAGAUUCACAGAAGAAUUUGAUUCCAUACAGUGCCUCGGCAAAGGAGCUUUUGGUCGUGUUUUCAAGGGGAAACAAAAACUACUGGAAAAGUAUUUUGCAAUAAAGAUUGUCCGCUGCAAAGAAAAAGCUUUACGAGAGGUGGGGGCGUUAUCAGACCUUAACCACGUUAACAUAGUUCGAUACUACACAUGUUGGAUGGAAGAAUCAGGUUACCAGUGGGACACUGCUGCUGACAAUUCCAGCAACACCCAGUAAGUCUCAUCCAUUUACUAAAAUUCUUACUUAACUGUACUCAUUUACAAAACAUUAAGGUGUCAUUGUGACAUUUUAUUUUCUUAUUUUCUAAGGUCCACUGGUAAUUCACCUGCAAAGUUCCUCUAUAUUCAGAUGGAGUUAUGUGACCCCAAAACACUCAGAGUGUGGAUAGAUGAGAAGAACACACAGAAUGUAAAGAAGUCCCUGCGAGACUCCAAGAGAAAAGAAGACAGUUUAGCUAUUGCACUGCAGAUAAUCAGUGGAGUUGAGUAUGUUCACUCCAGUAAACUCAUCCACAGAGACCUGAAGCCUGCCAACAUCAUGUUUGGGCGGGAUAAAACAGUGAAGAUUGGGGACUUUGGUCUGGUCACUGCCGAGAAUGACGACGAUGCUGAAAACUUGCUGGAGAGGACCGUGUACAAAGGAACCCCAUCAUACAUGGCUCCUGAGCAGAAGACCAGGAAGACUUACGACCGAAAAGUGGACAUAUUUGCUCUGGGAUUGAUAUAUUUUGAACUCCUCUGGAACCUCCCUCCUGACCAAGACAGGAGAGCAAUUUGGGAUAAUGCCAGAAACCAGAACUUUCCUCAAGGAUUUUUACAGUAUUUUCACAAAGAGAGUCAAUUUAUAAGGUCAAUGCUGUGCAUGAAGCCAGAAGAUCGACCUGAAGCAAGUAAAUUAAAGACUGAUUUGGAGGAGUACCUUCAGACAACUUUGAUGCUAAAAAACAUGCUUCGUGACAGCAGGACUAAGGAGCACGGCAGAGUGAGGUUGGAGGUGGAAAAGACAGGACCGCUGCAAACUUUGUACUCAUUUUUUAUCAUAUUUUUAUGCCAAAUCCUGACCGAUGGGACUUUUUCGAUGGCGUCUGGAAACUACGUGGCUGAAUUAAACGAAUAUGCGCAGAAAGCACGCUUUACCCUGAGAUAUGAGGACCUCGGCUCUGUCGGCCUUGAACAUGCUAAAGUAUUUACCCUGAGGGUAGUCCUUAAUGGUAAGGUCUGUCCUAAUGGUGUGGGGAAGACCAAGAAGGAAGCCAAACAAAAUGCAGCUGAAAAUGCCCUGAAAUCCUUGAGCAAAAAACAGGACCCAGAUGAAUCAACAGAAGCUUCUGCAGCAACAGAUCACAGAAGUGUCAAUGCCAUCAACUAUAUAUGUUGGCUCAAUGAAUAUGGCCAGAAGAACAGGGUGUCAAUAAAGCCGGUGUCAAGCUUGGGACCUGAUAAUACGACACAAUGCUGUAGGUUUGUGGUUGGUGAUAAAGAGUACCAAAAUGCCUGUGGGAAAACAGCGAGGGAAGCUAAAGAUAAAGCAGCCAAGCUUGUAUAUGAUGAUGUAUGUGGCAGUAAAACUGUAGAGACUGCAGAUGCAAAUUACAACUCUGCAUCUGGUCAACAAAAGGCGGAACCAAUUCGACGUCUUAUUGACAUGUGUAAUAUGACAAGAAGCCUGUGUGUGAACUCUGAAGAUGAAAGCAUUACAGAGACAAAUUUCAUAGGAUUGGUCAACCACUAUUGUCAGAAAACAAAUCGCUCCCGUACAUUCAUUGAGGAGAGGAGAUCUGGCCCAGCUCACGACCCUCAAUUUUUCUACAAAUUGAUGAUCGACAGAAAGGAAUACGAUGUGGGUGAGGGUAAGACUAUCCAAGAAGCCAAACAAAAGGCAGCUGAGCUGGCCUGGUCUGCUCUUCAAGAACAGUCAGACUGGGACAGCAAGGUGUCUGUCAAGUCAACAGGUUCCGAAGACGAGUUUUCAAUUUCAUCAGCUGCACCGGAAUCCCAGGAAUCACCAUCACAACGUUUCCCUGUGAGUACAAGUGACUCAAUAAUAUUCUGCGAUUCAUCAAACCCUUACAGUGCUCAGGUGUCCUUCAGGUCAACCACAUCUGAGGAUAAUGCAUCAAGUAAAUUGUCAACACCAACUUCAUUGGAAUCAUUUUCAUCAUCACAAAGCAUGUCAUCGGGUACAGGUGACUCAGCACUGUUCAGUGAAUCGUGGAACCUCUCCAAGGAUCAGGAUGCUGUCAAAGACAAGAACAUCCAAAAUGGUGUUAAUGAGACAUCAACCCAGCCAAAGUUUGAACAAGACUAUGAUAUCAUAGAAUGCAUUGGCCAUGGGGCCUUUGGUUGUGUGUUCAGAGCAAGGCAGAAACUUCUGAAAAAGGAUUUUGCUGUAAAAGUCGUGCGAUGGCAAGAAAAAUCUCUUCGAGAGGUGGCAGAAUUAUCAGUCCUCCAUCACCCAAAUAUUGUUCGGUUCUACACAUGUUGGAGGGAGAAGUCUGGAUACAAAUGGGAUGAAGAUGAUGACUGUUACAGAGCUGUUGGAAACCGUAAUUCCUUGUUCCUCUACAUUGAAAUGGAAAUAUGUGACAAAACACUUGAGGAGUGGAUUAAUACAAACACCACUCUGCAAGCCUCCAAGAGAAGAGAAGAAAGUCUAAGCAUUGCUCAGCAAAUAGUCAGUGGUGUUGAAUACAUUCACUCCAAUAAGCUCAUCCACAGGGACCUUAAGCCUUCAAACAUCAUGUUUGCACUGGAUAGGUGGAAGAUUGGGGACUUUGGUCUGGUCACCAGAGAUGAUGAUAAUGACAUGGUAGAGAGAACAGUGGACAGAGGAACUCCAAGUUACAUGGCUCCUGAACAAAAGAGGGGGAACUAUGACCGAAAGGUGGACAUAUUUGCUUUGGGGUUGAUAUACUUUGAACUCCUUUGGAAAGUGUCUACUAUCUCUGAAAAAUCAAUGAUUUGGCGCGGAGUCAGAAGUCAGAAGUUCCCCACAGAGUUUUCACCGACUUUUCCCCAAGAGAGUAAACUAAUUACAUCAAUGCUCUGUGAGAAGCCAGAGGACCGACCUGACUCAAGUAAACUGAAGACAGAGCUGGAGAAGUGGGCUCAGAUACUUAAUGCACAAAAAAAUAUGCAUCAGCAAAACCAAACCAUCUGAUCAUCACAAGGACUUGUGAUAAGUCAGAGGAGAGUGUGGGAAUCUGUCUUUUCAGAUUUCUGAAAUUUAAUCAAAUUAUUUGAUAUGCUGUUAUAAUUAUGACUAUGUAAGAAAAUGAUCAUGAACUGCACUUACAUAGUAAUUUAACUUGAGAUCCAUACAAAGAGCUUCACUAGGUUUCACAUUCAAACACAAACACACACACACACACACACACACACACACACACACACACACACACACACACACACACACUCCUAUGGUAAUGGAUCUCAUCAUCUCAGUAUGGGGAUCUGUGUUUUGCUCAAGGACUCCUUGUGUCAGGAGGUCAAGUGUUGUUAGGAGGUCAAAUUGUUAUGUCAUGAAUUUAAAAAAUGUGGGUAUUCUCAUCUGUCUAAUUUCUCACAAAUUAUCAUGAACCAGUUACUUUCUGUGGUACAGUAUAUGACAUUUUAUUCUAUAGUGGAAACGGACAGUGAUGUUACAUUACAUUCAUUGCCUUUAAUAAAUCAUUGGUGAU